GGAGAACUGCAACGUCACUUUUCCUGAAUGAAAGUGAAAGUUUGUCUGAGCUACGGAGACAAGGCUCUCUGUUUCUGAAACAACAACUGGAUCCUCACUAACAGCGGAGUAUCUGCCAACCACUAGUGGCGACAUGUCUGCUGCCAGCUGUCUGCUGACUGAAGAUCAGUUCCUGUGCUCCAUCUGUCUGGAUGUGUUCACUGAUCCAGUUGCCAUACCGUGUGGACACAACUUCUGUAAAACCUGCAUCACUCAACACUGGGACAUUAAUGUCCAGUGUCAGUGUCCCAACUGUAAAAAGGUUUUCUACACAAAACCUGAACUGCACGUCAAUACCUUCAUCUCUGAGAUGGCCUCUCAGUUCAGACAGUCAGCUCAACAGAAAGCCAGCAGCAGCAGCUCAGAGCGACAAGAGUCCAGACCAGGAGAAGUUCCCUGUGACGUCUGCACUGGAACCAAACUGAAGGCCCUGAAGUCCUGCCUGGUGUGUCUGGUCUCCUACUGUGAGACUCACCUGGAGCCUCAUCUGACCAUGUCAGGUCUAAAAAGACAUCAGCUGAUCGACCCUGUUGAGAACCUGGAAGGCAGGAUGUGUACGAAGCACGAUAAACCUCUGGAGCUGUUCUGUAAGACCGACCAGAUGUGCGUCUGCAUGCUCUGCACUGUUUUAGACCACAAGACACAUGAUGUGGUUCCUCUGAAAGAAGGAUAUGAAGAAAAGAAGGCCGAGCUGGGGAAGUCAGAGGCUGAAAUUCAGCAGAUGAUCCAGAAGAGACGGCUGAAGAUCCAGGAGAUCAAACACUCAGUGGAGCUCAGUGAGGAAGAUGCAGACAGAGAGAUAGCAGACGGUGUUCAGGUCUUCACUUCUCUGAAGGAGUCUGUUGAGAGAAGCCAGGCCGAGCUCAUUGAAACAAUCAAAGAGAAGCAGAGAGAGACAGAGAAACAGGCUGAAGGCUUCAUCACAGAGCUGGAACAGGAAAUCUCAGAGCUGAAGAAGAGAAGCACUGAGGUGGAGCAGCUCUCACGCUCUGAAGACCACCUUCACUUCCUGCAGAGCUUCACGUCCCUGAACGCUGCUCCACCCACCAAGGACUGGACACAAGUCACUGUCCGUCCACCUUCAUUUCUGGGGACUGUAAGGAAAGCUGUGAAUCAAGUGGAGGAGAUGCUCAGUGGACAGAUGAAGAAGCUGUUUCGGGGCGAGCUGAUUAGGGUCCAGAAGUCUGCAGUGGAUGUGACUCUUGAUCCUUAUACAGCAAAUCCCUGGCUCAUCCUGACUGGCGAUGGAAAACAAGUACAUGAUAGUGAUGUUAAGAAGAAUCUCCCCGACAAUCCUGAGAGAUUUGAUAUUCGUGUUAAUGUCUUAGCAAAGCAGAGUUUUUCUUCAGGAAGGUUUUAUUUCGAGGUUCAGGUUAAAGGGAAGACCGACUGGGCUUUAGGAGUGGCCAGAGAGUCGGUCAACAGGAAGGGACAAAUCACACUCAGUCCUCAGGAUGGUUACUGGACAAUAUCUUUGGAGAAUAAAAAUGAGUACUACGCUGCUGCUGGUCCUGAUGUCCGUCUCUCUCUGAAGUCUCAGCCUCAGAAGGUGGGGGUGUUUGUGGAUUAUGAGGAGGGUCUGGUCUCCUUUUAUGACGUUGAUGCUGCAGCUCUUAUCUACUCCUUUACCGGCUGCUCCUUCACUGAGAAACUCUACCCGUUCUUCCGUCCUUGUGAUCACAACGGUGGUAAAAACUCUGCCCCUCUGGUUAUCUCACCUGUCAAUCACACGGAGUAGAACAACCAUUUUGUGGCAUGAAGAUGUGUGACGAUGUAGGGACUUGAGGACUAAAUCGUAGGGACAGGCAGGAGAGUGUUUAUAUGCGGGAAGGAAUCCACAAUAGAAAAAAACAAAGUCCAAAAGAAGGAAAAUCAAACACAAGAACACGGAAACAGGAGCACAGAUACCUUGGGGAUGAAGAGACUGGAAACACACUGGCAGCAGCGAACGAACGAGCAAAGAGACAAAACAAUCUGACUAGAGACACUAAAUCCACUGGGUAAUGAGACCACGAGAGGCAGGUGACAGGGGGCUCGGAAACAGGUGGAAAACAUCAGGUAGUCACAGGAGAAGGACAACACAGGAAGUUAAACUAAAGACAAGACAGCACAGAAAACCAGACUGUCAAAAUAAAACAGGAAACAGAACAUACAGACACUCAAGGGAAACCCAAGACAGAAACUACCACACAAGACCAGGGAGGAGACUAGGUAACAAGCACAAGGAGACUCAAUUCAAUU
Molecule: messenger RNA, 2280 nt
Organism: Etheostoma cragini (Arkansas darter)
Lineage: Eukaryota; Metazoa; Chordata; Actinopteri; Perciformes; Percidae
Product: E3 ubiquitin-protein ligase TRIM21-like
Exons: 2
Coding region: 134-1777 (547 amino acids)
Molecular function (GO): protein binding; zinc ion binding
Source: RefSeq, a predicted model, not a curated record